AUGCAGCAGCAGCAGCAGGACGAGCCUUUGCCUGCCGCCGCCGCCGCGGAAGCGCGCGUCCGGGGGGCACUGGCCGUAUCCCUUCUGGCCAGCCUGUCCCGCCUGCAGUUCUGCCGCCUGCAGCUCCCGCAGUACGGCGACCUCGUCCAGUCACUCGUCGCUGAGCUGGCGGCCAGCCGGGAAGCUGCACGGCAGCUGCUGGAGUACGCGUCGAGGGUCUCGUCCGACCUUGUGGCGGCAGAUCGCGCCGCCCACAGCCCCGGUCUUGAUAUAACGGAGGGUCCGGCCAGGGAUGACGGCAGCAGCCGCGGCAGCGGCAGCGGCAGCAGCAGCGGCAGCAGCAGCGGCAGCAGCAGCGGCAGCAGCGGCGGCAGCGGCGGCAGCGGCGUUGGUGGAGUCGGCGCCGACAGAGGGGCCGCUGAGGUGACAUUGUCAUCGGGCUGGGAGCGCGACGGCGUCCUCGCCGCCAGCCUCGUAUUCCUGCUGCCGCUGCUGCCCGUCGCGCUGCGCUCCGCCGCGCCCGCCGGCGCGCCGGGCGCCGCGCCGCGGCGCCUCGAGGCGGCGGCUGGCGCGGCGCUGCCACUGGUGCUGCUCGCGGUUUCGCAUCCGGCGCCAGAGGUCGCGCUGCCCGCCCACACCGCCUUCGCCUCCAUCGCCGCCGCCUGCGGCGAGCGCGGCGCGCGGGGUCUCGUGCAGCAGGCGGCGCCCGCGUACGUGCGGCGCGGCGCGGGGGCGCUGCCGGGCGGGGGCAGCUUCGAGGGGCUGCGGCUGGGGCUGCAUUUCCUGUGGCGAGAGCUGCCGCCAGCCAGCGGCGCUGCAGUGCUUGCGGUCCGGCGGCUGGCGCAGCGCGCGGGGGCGCUCGUGGGCGAGGCCGAGCGGCGGCGGCAAGUGCAGCGGGUGCCGCAGGCAGCAUUGAAACCGCACCGUCAGCAGCAGCAGCACCAGCAAGGCCAGCAGCAGCAGGAGGGGCAGCAGCAGCAGCAAGGGCAGCAGCAGCAGCAGAGGCAGGAGCAGCAGGAGGGGCAGCAGCAGGGCCAGGAUGAUCACACAACUUCGCUCGACGCCGGAGCCGCGCAGCUGUUUGCAUUGCUGGUGCAGGGGCUGCAGGCCCUGGACUAUCAGCAGCUGCCCGCGGCGCUGUCCGAGGUGGACUCGCUGCUGCAGUCCGCGCCGCGCGCCGCAGCCAGGGCCUGGCUCGCCGACGCGCAGGCCUCGCUGCUGGCCGGGCAGAACGUGGUGCUGAAGCCGCGCCUGCUGGCGUGGCUGCAGGGCGCCGCUGUGCGGGCGGCGGGGCCGGGCGCCGCGCGGUCAAAGCUGUGA
This is a messenger RNA of Monoraphidium neglectum, 1320 nucleotides long. RefSeq lists its product as hypothetical. The coding region runs from base 1 to 1320 and encodes 439 amino acids. NCBI's taxonomy places the organism in Eukaryota, Viridiplantae, Chlorophyta, Chlorophyceae, Sphaeropleales, Selenastraceae. The transcript has a single exon. The record is from RefSeq and is a predicted model, not a curated record.